Molecule: messenger RNA, 3252 nt
Organism: Puma concolor (puma)
Lineage: Eukaryota; Metazoa; Chordata; Mammalia; Carnivora; Felidae
Source: RefSeq, a predicted model, not a curated record
AUGGCGGCCAUUGGCUGGCCUCGUGGUUGGGAGGACGAGUGGGAUUGGCCGCAGUGGGGCUCAGCGCAGGCUCGGGCCCUAGCCGUCCUGGCCCCUGCCCCGGUCACCGUCACGGACAUCCUAGAGGCCCCGGAGGAGGAAGAGGAGUCCGAGGGUCCCCCCAGGGAGCAGGACCUGAAGGAGGCCUACAUCCAGCUGGUCCGAGGCGUGCAGGAGUGGCAGGACGGCUGUGUGUACCAAGGGGACUUCGGGCUGGACAUGAAGCUGGGAUACGGUGAAUUCUCUUGGCCCACGGGCGAGUCGUACCGCGGGCAGUUUUACCGGGACCACCGCCACGGGCUGGGCACCUACCAGUGGCCCGACGGCUCCAGCUUCACUGGCAUGUUUUACCUCAGCUACCGAGAGGGCUAUGGCACCAUGUACCUGAAGACCAGGCUCUUCCAGGGGCUGUACAAAGCGGACCAACGGUUUGGGCCAGGCGUGGAGACCUACCCGGACGGCAGGCAGGACGUCGGGCUGUGGGUCCGGGAGCACCUCAUCAAGCUGUGCACGGAGGUUCCCCGCAGCUUCUCCAUCCACAGCUACCCCGAGUACUCGGGCUUCCUCACUCACUCUCCUGCUAGACUCAGCCUCUCGGAUGAGGAGAAGGUGGACCGGGACCAGCCGGAGGGACAGGACCCCUUUUGCUACGACUAUAAGCGGUUUCUUCUGAACGAUGACCUGACUCUGCCUCCAGAAAUGCACAUUUACUCGACCGACAACAGCCACCUGCCCAUGACCUGCUCUUUCCGCAAAGAAUUAGAUGCCCAAAUCUUCCUUAAUGACAUUCCUCCAUUUGCUGAGGAUGAAGAGCCCUGGUUUAUAAAAAAUGAGACCCCUCUGAUGGUCAAAAUCCAGAAGCAAACCUACAAAUACAGGAACAAGAAGGCCCACACCAGCUGGAACAUGGGUGCCAUCUUGGAGGGGGACCGGAGCGGCUUUGCACACCAUGGGCCCAAGGAGCAGCUUUCCAAGGAGAUGAUCCUGCGGGCCGAGGAAGGGGACUACGAUUGGGUCUACAGGAUCCUCAGGGAUGACCUCGCCAGUGCCGAUGUGGCCGAUGCCAAGGGCUACACUGUGCUCGCUGCGGCCACCGUUCACUGUCACACUGACAUUGUCAGCCUUCUGCUGGACAGCGGGGCCGACGUGAACAAGUACACGGACGAGGGCCUCACGCCGCUCAGCAUGUGCUUCCUCCUCUACUACCCGUCCACGUCCUUUAAGCCCAACAUCGCUGAGAGGAUGGCGCCCAAGUCCCACGUCAGCCCCGUGGGCCUGCGGCUCCCAGCACCGUGCCCCGUCUGCUAUCCGCCUGUCCGUCUCUCCACCCAGCAGUGCGCCUCCCCCUGCCUCGCACAGGAAGCUCCAAAUAUGCCAGUAAAUCCCAACCUUGCCUUCUCAUUCCCUGAAAUGGCCAUGGAGUCCAUCUAUUUCAAGGACCUGGCGCCCACCCCAGGCAGCCAGGAGCAGAUGUCCGUUGUGUGGGGCAGUGAGGAGGACCGUCUCUCCCUGGGUGCCCGGCUGUCUCAGGAGUCCCCCGACCUGGGGAGCAGCCCUCGGAAGCAGGACUUGUCACCGUGGGACAGUUCCAGUGACCUGGAGAAGGGGCCGGAUGGCACGGAGGGGAGUCUGGACAGGUGCGCGCUGGGCAGCCAGGAGACGGACUUCGAGUCCGCCGUCUGUGUGCGCAACUUCUCCUUCGGGCUGUCCCGGGACCUCCUGGAGAGGAGCGCCCAGGCCCACAGCAUGCUGAAGCCCCCCUGCUUCAGUGCCACCGGCUUCGACAAGGGCACCAUGAGGAAGAUGGCACUGGCCGCGGUGGAACGCAGAACCAGGUGGCUGACCAUCGAGCUGCUGCUGCACCGAGGCGCGGACCCCAACCUGUGCCGCGUGCCCAUGCAGGCCCUUUUUUUUGCCGUGAAGGCUGGGGACGUGGCCGGGGUGAGGCUGCUGCUGGAGAACGGGGCCAGGACCGACAUCCAGCUCCCGGCUGAGGUUUACCGAUUGGACUCUGCUUUGGGAACUAAGCUGGGGGCCCUGACCCCCCUGCACAUCGCAGCCGCCCUUCCCGGGGAGGAGGGCGUCAGGAUAACGGAGCUGCUCCUGCACACUGUCACCGACGUGGACGCCAGGGUGGCCGACGAGGAUGACGUGUACAAGCGGAGCAAGCUGGACCUGUUGCCUUCAAGCCUGAAGCUCAACAAUGAAGCGGGCCCGGCCGGCAUCUACCACAGCAGGCCUACGUGUGUGCCGGAUGAGGGGGGCAGGACGGCCCUGCACGUGGCCUGUGAGCGUGAGGACAGCUACAAGUGUGCCAGGGACAUAGUCCGGCUCCUCCUCUCCCACAGAGCGAACCCCAACGUGCUGUGGAGCGGCCAUUCCCCGCUCUCCUUGUCCAUCGCCAGUGGCAACGACCUGAUCGUGAAGGAGCUUCUGUCCCAUGGAGCUGACCCCAACCUGCUGCUGACCAGAGGCUUGGGCAACGCCUUGUGUGUCGCCUGUGACCUCACCUAUGAGCACCAGAGGAGCAUGGACAGCAAGCUGGCCCUGAUUGACCGGCUCAUUGAUCACGGGGCUGACAUCCUGAACCCUGUGACGCUCACACAGGGGGACAAGGUGGCUGUGGGCACGGCUGUCGAUUACGGGUACUUCAGAUUCUACCAGGACCGGAAGAUCGCCCACUCUCCUUUCUAUGCGCUGACGCCGGUGGACCGGGAGGUCCUCCUGGCCCGGAAGCAGAUCCUGGAACACAUGGGCUUCCAGCUGCGCCGCGCUGUCUUCGCCAAGGAGAGCCAGUGGGACCCGAAGGUGCUGUACCUGAGCAAAAGAGCGGAGCUGACCCCCUACCGCAGGCUGAAGCAGAAAAGCACCGGCCUGUCCAGGGAGCUCCCCUCGGAGGAGCAGGAGCCGAUCCCCUUCUUCAAGUUCUGCUACCAGUGCGGCCGCUCCGUCGGGGUGCGCCUCUUGCCCUGCACCCGCUGCUACGGGAUCCUGACCUGUAGCAAGGCCUGUAAGACCAGGGCCUGGGGUGACUUCCACAAGAGGGACUGUGGCAGCCUGUUGGCCAUCGCAAGGAAAACGCAUCCGGCUGGGCGCACACCCAACUUCCAGAAGACCUCGAAGCAUCUGGGCAAGGAGGCGAGCCAGAAGCCGGAGGCUCAGAAGCCACCACGCCAGUUAAAAGGCUUCUAUUCCACGUACAGCCACGAAUGA